AAAGAUUUGACGACCAUCAAAUCAUUGUUUGCGCUCAUAAGGCAGCAACGCCUGACGCCCACCCUGCAGACAUACGCAGGUUGCCUGGAAUGUAUCGGUCGCAUGACUGACCCAGAUAUACAGACAUGUAAGAAGAUGCUUAUAGAUAUCAAUAAAAAGGGUCUGGAGUUGAAGGAGAUAGCCAACACCUGCAGUUUUGAAUCGGAUGAGUGGGAUCAUGUGUUGAAGGCUAUAAGACUGGUCGAUGCAGAUUUUGUUCCCAACCCACCCCGGCUGGUAACGGAGUAUGACAACCCACUUCUGAUGGGUCUGAAUAAACCACGUGAGCAGUUGAUCGAGAAGAACCAGUAUGCCUUGGACAUGAGUGUGGAGGAGUUGCACGCCAGAGCUAAAGCUCAGCUGGAAAUGGAGACAAAGGGCGAAGUGACAGUCAAAUCUAUCUGUGCUUCAUCAAAGCUGGGAAGUCGUGAUAACAGACUGAGAGACAUGCGUAACCGGCUGCUACAUGAGUGGAGACAAGCCCUGCUCAAAUCCUUUCAGCGUAAACUGGAGACAUAUAAAAAGACAGCACAAGAUAAUGUCAACAUGACCCUGUACCCUUACCUGAAGCUGUUCCCACCUGAGGAGUACAUCAGCAUCAUCUUCAAGUUCUUAACAGAAAUGAUGUCAUCAUCGGAUAGCUACAGUCCCACUCAGGCGAUGGUGCAAGUGUCGCUAGGGCGGGCGGUCAAUCGCAAGUAUAAUACAGAAUCCAAAACUGCAGCUGGGAUGGGAGAAAAGAUGUUGAAGCUACACGAACUUUACAUGGACAAGUUUCAGUGUAAGGACUAUGACCUUGACAACCACAGGCUGAUGUGGAUAAGGGCCAUGCACCAAAGUUAUGACACCGUCAAUAUGGACAUGUCUAUACGAAGAUGGCCAGCUCAUGUCCAGAGACAGAUUGGCAAGUUUCUCCUGGAAUUGAUUCUUUAUAACCUCAAGGUCAAUGCAAAUCUCUUUCGGCCGAAAUCAUUUCAAAGAACUGUCCCAGCUUUUUGCUCCAUAUUUAGACCAGAUGUUACCCUUGUAAAAAAUGCAGAGAUUAAGAUGCAUCCGGUUGUGACAAAACUGUUUAACUGUGAGAACAGCGAGUCUUUCACCUUUGACCCCAGCAUUGUGCCAAUGGUUGUCCCUCCUGUGCCAUGGAUAUCCAAGAAUAUGGGGGGACUCUUCCUGGGAUCUCAUGCCCUGGUGCGUGUGGGGGCCGAUAUGUGCCAUGUGGAUGUGCUCAAGACAAAGACAGACUACCAGUAUCCAGCAGUCUUGGAUAGCCUCAACACACUGAGCUCAUGUGCUUGGACGAUCAAUCAGCCGAUUCUGGACCUUCAGAUAGAAAUCUUCAACAACAAAGGUGAUGCCAGGCUCAAAGUGGCACCUCCAGCACCAGAGCUUCCUCCAUUGCCAGGGAUUACACAGGAGAUGACCAGUAAAGACAAGGCCAUGUUGUACAGAGAGAGGCUGCAGCUGCAGCAGCAGAGACAAGACAUGCAUGGCUUAUGGUGUACAGACCUCUACCGGCUCUCCAUCGCCAACAAGUUCCGAGACGAAGUGUUUUGGUUUCCUCAUUCUAUGGAUUUUAGAGGUCGGACAUAUCCACUUCCCCCACACUUCAACCACUUAGGAAGUGACAAUGUCCGAGGUAUGCUUCUGUUUGCUAAAGGCAAAAGACUGGGCAAGGAAGGCUACGACUGGCUGAAGAUCCAUUUGGUGAACCUGACCGGCUUAAAGAAAAG
Messenger RNA from Candidula unifasciata, 1772 nucleotides. Lineage: Eukaryota; Metazoa; Mollusca; Gastropoda; Stylommatophora; Geomitridae. The record is from the annotation of a GenBank genome assembly.